Clavispora lusitaniae ATCC 42720 is the source of this 702-nucleotide messenger RNA. RefSeq lists its product as uncharacterized. The record is from RefSeq and is a predicted model, not a curated record. Lineage: Eukaryota; Fungi; Ascomycota; Pichiomycetes; Serinales; Metschnikowiaceae.
AUGUGUAUUGUCCAUUGGACUUGGUCGGACACAUUUCAUAAUAGGUGGGUUAUGAUAGCUGAAACACGGAAGCGCAUGAACGCAUUGGAAAGAAUUGAUAUCAAAAAUCUACCCGAAGGAUCAGAGUGUACAUUCUGCAAGAGAGUGUUUACUGACAAAGAUAAUCAAGUGGUGCUUAAACGGAGUGAGUCAGAAUACAAAAACGAUAGUCACGUAUUUGUUCAUUGGGAUUGCUGCGAAUGUGAGUGGAAUGAAAGGGUUGUUGAGUAUGAAGAGCGCCACGAUUUCGAUGAUCUGGAAGAGUUCAAGAAUCUUAAGUAUUUCAACUUCAGAAAAGAGAUAGAAAUUCAUAUGAACUCAAUAGAGAAAGUCGACGCCAAAACUUUACCAGAAGGAAAAGAAUGUGGAGGCUGCAAUAAGAAGUUCUCUGAGAUGAAAAAUCCAGUGGUACUUAAACCGUGGGAUUGCAACUUGGACAACGAUCACAGAUAUUUUGAAUGGGACUGCUUAGAAGAUUUGUUUACACGGGGAUAUCUCAGAGAUUGUUGCAUGAAGAACGGUUACUGGAAUGGUCGUUGCUGCUUUCCUUUCAAGGACGUCCUUUUCGACUAUGAUGAAGACUUCCAAAAGUUUAAGGAAUACGCAGUAAAGAAUGACGAAGUUAUAGAGAAAGUGGUACCUAAACUAAGUUCUCAUCUCUAA